AUGGCCGCAUCCGCAAAAUCCCUCGCCUCACUCCUCGCACAAGCUUCUCUAGAGGACCACGACGAGGUCCUCAAAGCUGCCAAUGGCGCAAUCAAGAAGUCAAAAACAGACAUUGAGGCACACCACGUGAAGGCAAUAGCUCUGCUCAACUUGGACCGCUAUGAGGAUGCAUUAGAAGUGUUUGAGAACACAAAAGCAUUGCAAGAGAAGGCGUCGUUCGAAUAUGCAUAUGCGCUGUACAAGACGGGCAAUGCCGCGAAAGCUGUAGAAGUCGCUGAGGCUUCAGGCGCAAAUGGCGGGCGCGGAUCGAAGCACAUGCUUGCGCAGGCUGCAUACCGGUCGGAAAACUUCGCGCAAGCUGCCAAAAUAUACAAGGAGCUAGCCAUCCAACCCGUCGAAGACGAAGAAUACGAUAUCCGCAUCAACUCGGGUGCUGUUGACGCACAAUUGGAGUGGACGGGCCAGGGCGAGCUGGCGCAGAAGAAGAAGCCCACACGUGAGGAUCUAGAGGUCUUUGAGACUGCUUUCAAUGCAGCGUGCGGAAGCAUAUCGCGGGGCGAGUUGGCACAAGCUGAAGUGUGCUUGAAGAGAGCCAAAGACCUUUGCAAUGCGGCGUCGGAUCUCAGCGAGUCGGAAAAGCAGGCAGAACUGAUGCCGAUUACAGUGCAGCAGGUCUACGUUUUGACGCAGCUGGGCAAGAUUGACGAGGCAGAGGCGCUGGCUUCGGACAUCCCAAUCGCAGAAAUCAAGGAGCUAUCCACCCGCUACAUUGCCCAGGUCAACAGCAUCGCCGCAUCAAAAGAGCUCUCGAACCCAUAUCGCUCCCACCGCCUCUUCCAUUCCUCACCAAAGCCCCCCGUCACAGACCAGCACUUCUCCUUCCAGUCCAACAUCCUCCAACAAGACGAAUAUGUCAUCUCUCUGCUCUCCCAAAAAGUCGCAGGCGUCGCAUCGUCCACCGAAAAAGUCAUCUCCGCCACCCCAGCACCCUCGCUCGCACCCUUGGUCAACAUGGCCGCUGUCCUCAACGCCGCCGCCCACGCCCGCAACGCUGAGACCUCAAAAUCCGCCCUCAAGGAAAUCGUCCCCUUACUCGAAAAGCGCCCCACCGACGUCGGCCUCCUCCUCACCAUCACACACCUCUACGUCCUGACUAACAACUACGCCGCCGCCACCCACCUGCUCGAGUCCUUCUUCAAGCGCCUCGAGCACUCUGGGUCCGCGUCGGAUCUAGACGUCCGCUUCGCCCCGGGCCUCAUCGCCUCCCUCGUCGCCUUGUAUGCCACUCAAUCCCGCCCCGGCGCCGCAAAAGCACAACUCGCAGCUGCAGCAGAGUACUGGCGCACGCAGACCCAAGCGCCGUCGAAAGCCCUCAUGGUCGCCGCCGGCACCGCGCUGCUCGACACGCACAACCCCGACAACGUCAAGCAGGCAGGCGAGAUCUUCAAGAGCUUGUACGACCAGGACAACGAGGACAGAGCUGCUGUUGCCGGGCUGGUGGCCGCGUGGAGUAUUUCCUCUCCGCAGGACAUACCCGCGGAUUUACUGGCGUAUUUGCCCGAAGCCUCGCGCCUGAUCGCGGACAUGGACGCCGCGGCCUUGGAAUCCGCUGGUGUGCCGCAAAGCACGCAGACCAACGACGUGGCGCGCAAGCGCAGCCUCGCGCCGACCAAGCCCGUGCAUGCGCGCGCGAAGCGCCUGCGCAAAGCGCGUGUGCCCAAGGAGUACGUCGAGGGCAAGAAGAUGGAUGAGGAGCGGUGGCUGCCGAUGCGCGAUCGGAGCUACUACCGGCCGAAGGGGAGGAAGGGGAAGAAGAGGGCCGAGGGGCUGACGCAGGGUGGGGUGGUGAGCGAGGAGAAGGGGAGUGCGCCGACGCAGGUUAAGAAAGAAGUCAAGGGGAAGAAGAAGAAGGGUGGCAAGUGGUAG
This is a messenger RNA of Parastagonospora nodorum SN15, 1926 nucleotides long. RefSeq lists its product as hypothetical. Gene Ontology annotation, cellular component: signal recognition particle, endoplasmic reticulum targeting. Gene Ontology annotation, molecular function: 7S RNA binding; protein binding; ribosome binding. The coding region runs from base 1 to 1926 and encodes 641 amino acids. The record is from RefSeq and is a predicted model, not a curated record. Gene Ontology annotation, biological process: SRP-dependent cotranslational protein targeting to membrane. Lineage: Eukaryota; Fungi; Ascomycota; Dothideomycetes; Pleosporales; Phaeosphaeriaceae. The transcript has 3 exons.